AACGGAGAGAGGGAGGGGGGGAGAGAGGGAAAGAGAGGGAGGAGGAAGGGAGUAAGGAACUGAAAGUUUGUAUGUCCAUAAACCUUUUUUAACAAAAGUGUUGCAGCACCUGGUAGCUAGCUUUACUGACACAGGAGCGGGAGGUCUGUUCAGUGCUUAAAUAGCUGAGAAACAAUGGGAUAGCGCUGGAAAGUUAACAAUUAACAAUCUCAGCUUAAAUUUGGUAUCUGCAGGGAGCUGGAAGCACAGCUGCCUCUCUCUUUAGCAAAAUCAGAAGGUCUCCUAGUUAAGGGAAGAACUUCUGUUAACAUCUUAGUUUCUGAAAAUUUAGCAGCUUUGAGUUGAAUGAGUACCAUGCAGUUAUGGUUUUAACCAGCCUGCUCAUAUUUAACCAUCUCUGCUCAUUUUGAAGAGUGAGACGGAGAGAGGCUAAUGAGGCUUUUAACAAGCUUUUUACUUUGCUUCUGUAAAUGAGAGUACGGGGCAAAAAAGGGAGCUGAAUUCAUCCGGCAGAAGAGAAGCAGCAAGGAAGAUGGGUCUGUUAAGUGUGGAUUUGCUGAUCACGCUUCAGAUCUUGCCGGUCUUUUUCUCCAACUGCCUCUUCCUUGCGCUGUAUGACUCUGUGAUCCUCCUGAAGCACAUGGUGCUGUUUCUGAGCCGCUCUAAGUCUGCGCGCGGUGAGUGGCGGAGGAUGCUGACCUCGGAGGGGCUGCGCUGCGUCUGGAACAGCUUCCUCCUGGACGCCUACAAGCAGGUCAAACUUGGAGGAGAAGCUCCAAACUCCAGUGUAAUCCACAUAGCCAAGGGCAAUGAUGGCAGUGGUAGCAGCUGGAAGAGUGUUGGUGGCAAGUGUGGGACCAAGUGCCAUCUUCUGGAUUUUGCCAACUCUGAGCGGCCACUGGUUGUUAAUUUCGGCUCAGCUACCUGACCACCGUUUACAAGCCAGCUGUCUGCCUUCAGCAAGCUGGUGGAAGAGUUCUCUGGUGUGGCUGACUUUCUGUUGGUCUACAUUGACGAGGCUCACCCAUCAGAUGGCUGGGCUGCUCCUGGUAUCUCCCCCUCUUCCUUUGAAGUUAAGAAGCACAGGAAUCAGGAAGAUCGAUGUGCAGCUGCUUACCAACUCCUGGAACGCUUCUCCUUGCCACCUCAGUGCCAAGUGGUGGCUGACUGCAUGGACAACAAUGCCAAUGUGGCCUAUGGGGUUUCAUUUGAGCGAGUAUGCAUUGUGCAGAGACAAAAAAUUGCCUACCUGGGAGGUAAAGGCCCCUUUUUCUACAAUCUUCAGGAGGUUCGUCUUUGGUUAGAGCAAAACUUCAGCAAAAGAUGAAAUCCAUUCUCUACGGAAGAUAUGUCAACAGAUGUGUCCCUUUAAGGUGAUGUAAAAGGGAAUUAAGGAAAAUAUAUGCUGGCUUGAAUAAGGCCUUUCAGAUGAUAGCAGGAGAACACAAUUGGUAACAAGGUUGAACUAGGAAAAGAAAAUGAUAAACCAACUCACAUAACCAUUAUUGUAAGAAAAGAAUCCCACUCCUGCACUCCCUAUGGGACAGAAAAGGUGAAGAGGCUCUGGAGGAAACGUGCUGCUGGUGUGCAGGAAGAGAGAUGAGGUAAGAUUUGUCUCCUGGAGGAACCCAUCUUGCGAAGCGUCAAUGCUGGGGUGAGCUGGAAGCCUUGCUUCCUGAAAGACAGUCCAUGGAAAAGAAAUGCUGUGCAAUUCAUCAAUAGCAUUUCUUCACUUUCCUGUGGCCAACGCAAGCAAUUUUGAAUGAGCCAGGGUCUUGCAAUGACUUUGCAUAGAAAUGCAGUCGAGUGUGGCAUUCCUCUCUCGGUAAAGAUUUUCUUGUUUAGAGACUACGCAAACCAUCAUGCAAUGCAUUGUGCAUGCACAUGAUCAAGAUGAAACAUUGUAUGCUGGUAUUUGUACUCUCUAUGGACAUCUCUGCACAGUAUAUUAAUGAUGCAGUUCUAUCUAUAUGUUUGCAUCCAAUAGGUAGGCCUAUGCCUGCUGAGAGAGAUAUUAAAAUCUUUGAAGUUGCACCAAAAAGAGAAAGGUGAUCAGUUAAGCCCAUUAUGAUCCACGUUGAAAACUAAAAACUUGGACUAUUUGUAACAACACAGCAAGAGCCAUCUACUAUUGGUAUCACGAGACAAAACUCAGUUGAUGCCGUCUCCUGGUUCUCAGAGCUGGCAGCAGCAUGCAUUUAUCAAUAUUCUCUUGUUCUCUCUCUUUCUAUUCCCCCUUGAACUCUCUCUGUCUAGAACUAAAC
Molecule: messenger RNA, 2264 nt
Organism: Phasianus colchicus (ring-necked pheasant)
Lineage: Eukaryota; Metazoa; Chordata; Aves; Galliformes; Phasianidae
Gene: DIO2
Product: iodothyronine deiodinase 2
Biological process (GO): thyroid hormone metabolic process
Molecular function (GO): thyroxine 5'-deiodinase activity
Source: RefSeq, a predicted model, not a curated record